Carassius gibelio (silver crucian carp) is the source of this 3339-nucleotide messenger RNA. Its product is annotated as E3 ubiquitin/ISG15 ligase TRIM25. The record is from RefSeq and is a predicted model, not a curated record. NCBI's taxonomy places the organism in Eukaryota, Metazoa, Chordata, Actinopteri, Cypriniformes, Cyprinidae. The coding region runs from base 72 to 2201 and encodes 709 amino acids. Gene Ontology annotation, molecular function: zinc ion binding; protein binding. The transcript has 7 exons.
GCCCACUCUGUGUUAGGUGAGGUCAGUUUCGUUUGUUCGAUCGUGAGGCGUCUGUAAAUAACUCUGUAAAGAUGGGCGCAUCUAAUGGGACACCUCUGAAGUGUCCUCUGUGUCAUGAGGAGUGUCGGGAGCAGGUGACGCUGGCCUGCGCUCACAGCUUCUGUCGGGUUUGUAUCAGAGAGCUGUGGAGCGGAUCUCAGACCGGACCUUAUUACUGCCCCGAGUGUAGAUACGAGUACCAGCACCUGCCGGACUUUACUGACGGAGCGUCUACAUCUGCAGCCACACCAUACACACUAGACUGGCCGUUUGCAAAGAAGCUGUACAACCGGCACUCAAAGAAACACAGGAAGAGGAAGUUCAAAUCAGCGUUCCACAGUGGUGGAUACAGACUGGGCUCAGUCCCAUCUAAUAACACCAGAAGUGACUAUGAUGAAGACUCAUCAAUACCACGGAAAAGAAAGGCCACAGCAGACGAGUGCUCGUCUGGAAGCCAGUUUCCAUCAAUGGUUUGGGGGACCACCACUACGAAUGACACAUCCUCACAACGCACACCUCCACACACAGAUGAGAUCACGUCUCCUCGUAUAGAAUCAUCUCCUGAGAGGAACACAGGUUCCUCUAAGCAAGACCAGCAUCCUGAAGCUUCCUGCAGCGACAGCGGCUCACCCAGGAUGAGCAACACACCUCAGGGAGAGAAACCCCCCUCACCAGCAGCCAGGGCCUCCUCUCAUACACCUGGAAGACAGGAAACAGAUUUUAACAGUGGAGAGCCCCUCAGUAUCUCAGCAGCAGCAUCAUCAGACAGACUUUCCAGGAGCAGUUCUGUGCCUUGCCAUUACUGUCCCAGUUCAGAACAGAAGGUGGCGGUAAAGACCUGCCUGGUUUGUGGGGCCUCCAUGUGCUCCGAGCACCUGCGGGCACACCUGGAAAAGCCGGUUUUCCAGAACCACCCGCUGGUGAACGCUGUGGAGGAUGUGUCUCUGUGGAGAUGCCAGGAGCACCAGGAGAUGAACCGGAUCUACUGUCGAUCGUGUGCAGUGUGUGUGUGCACGGUGUGUUCCCUGGUCGGGUCGCACAAGGGGCACGAGUGCAUCAGCAUCCGCGAGGCAGAGCAGGAGCUCAGGGGUUCACUAAAGAAUGAGAUGCAAAAAAUACAAACAACUGAGAAGUCCAUUCAGGAAAAAGUCUCUGAGCUCCGUGAGAAAAAACGUGGUGUCCAGGCGGAGCUGGAGGACGCGCGGGCGGCCGUAUUGCAGCAGUAUCAGGCCAUGCGGAUGACUCUGGAGCAAGAGGAGGAGCAGGCUUUACUCUGUGUGACCCAGGAAGAGGACAGAGUGCUGGGAAGCAUUGAGAAGCAGCUGGACACAUUACAGGGUGCCCUGAUCUCUAGCCAGAGCAUAUUAAACACCCUGCAGGGAAUGACCCAUGCUGAAGGGGCGUCACAGUACCAAGACCAGGCCUUCAUCAUGGAAUACAGCAAGAUGGCGGGACGCCUGACUGAAUUGUCUGAUCCUGUUCAAAAUCUUGAGACUCCGGAAGAGAUAAACCAUAUCCGUCUGGACUGUCUCAAUGAUUGGACCGAGAGGAGACUGGAGACUGUGCUCGUAUCACUGCCUCAUCGAGACCCUUUCAGACUGCUGUAUGGGAUAAGCCCAACUCUAGAUCCUGAUACGGUCCAUCCCAAGCUGCUGCUGUCGGAUGAGAACAGGACGGUGCAGUACAGCGAGACCCAGCAGGACUACCCCGAGCAGGAGUCCCGCUUCAACAUUUUCCCUCAGGUGCUGGGCUCUCGUGCCAUAGACGGAGGCUGCUGCUACUGGGAAGUGGAGGUCUCUCAGGAUGAGGGCCGCUGGAAGGUGGGGGUCUGUGAUGGACAGAUUGGCAGAAAGGGGCAAAAGGACAUCUGCCGUAUUGGUUUCUACCCUAAUUCUUGGUGUUUAAUAUACGAGAAGGGAAAGGUGGAAGCCCUGCAUGAUAAGAUAGCUUCACCCGUGUGUUCCGCUGAACUCUGGAAGGUCGGGGUGCUGCUGAAUUUUAGUGAGGGUCUCUUGUCUUUUUAUAGGGUGGCCAGGGAGGGAUCUCUUUCUUUUCUCUACAGUUUUGAGCAUACAUUCACUGAGCCACUAUAUCCGGCUCUGGCGGUUUCUAAAACUCAGCUCAGCAUCUGUGACAUAUUUACCAAGACCACUACAGACUAGACUGCGUUUGUGCAUUUAUGAAAGGUUUUAUUAUAAUUUUAAAGGAAUACUUAUAUUUAGGCUAUCCGAGAUGUAGGUGACUUUCUUUCUCCAAUAUAAAUUGUUAGUUGAACCCAUCAUCCUUUGUGAUUUAGAAAGUUCUAGUCAAGAAGAGGUAGCAUUAUAUUGCAGAUAAAAAACACAAAAUAAACCCAUGUGGCUCCUGAUGAUAUAUUGAGGUCUUACGAAGCUAAGCGAUCGGUCUGUGCAAGAAACGAAACAUUAUUUAUGUUUUUUUUCCUGUAAUCCAUAUCCUCAGACAAAUGUGCGAAUGUGAAAUUAUGCCAGUGUGGUUUACAACAGGAUCAAAAGAAAGUACCAUUUGAACAAAAUAAUGUUCUGUUUCUUACACGGACUAAUCGUUUCACUUCAUAAGACCUCAAAACAUCAUCAGGAGCCACUUGGAUUCAUUUGGUGGUUUUGUAUUAAUUUUUCGCCUCUCAGAGUGACUCGUAUGAAUUACCAGAGACCAUGGGUUUAGCUAGAAAACAUCUUUAAUGUUCUACUGAACAAAAAAGUCACCAAUAACUUGGAAGGCGUUAGGGUGAAUAAAUAAACAGCAUUUAUUUUAUUUACUAUUGAACUAUUCCUUUAAGUAAUACAAAUCACUUUUACAUUCCAUGAAUCAUCAUUUCCAACUGCUAAGUUUGGAAUUUUUUAUUAUAUAACAUAAUUUUUAGUAAUUUUUUAUUAUAUUACAUAUAUGACCUUUUAUAACUAUUUCCAUUACAAAAAAUGUUUUAUAUAUCCAUUUAUAUUUCAAAUGGUGUUUUAUUGAAACAAUCUUGCACAGCCUUUUUACUUUUCUCAGCCAUUUCUUGAACUUCUUUUUAUGUUUUUGCUAGGAUUCAUUUUAUCACUUGAAAUAAAUAAUUAGUAUUUUUAUAUCAGAUAAAAUAUAAAAUUGCACUGUAUUUACAUGUACACAUUGAAAUCAAAUGAAGGCCAGGAGAAAUAUUAGUCCAAAAAUCUGAAGACAACAGCCAUUCAACAUUCCAAAUGAAACUCAGAGAUUUUGGGAUUUAUUUUCUGAAUCCUCGUAGUCUUAUGUCAAUCUAGAAUAAAUGUAAUAAUAAACAUUGAGUUUUUCAAAAUGAAA